AUGACUGUCUAUACCUUUGAUGCAAACGGCCUUGCUAUUCUAUUGCUUGAUAUUGUUGAAUUGUACAAAACCACAGAAUCCAUUCGUGACGGUUCCAAAACAUAUCGUUUCUUAUCCAUUUCGAAUAGAACUAGAUACAUUCUGGCAUGGCUCAAUAUCCUUUUCACUCCUAUUUUAACAAUGAUCUAUGCAGCAGUUUCUCUACCAGUUUGCUUUUCAUUACCUGCUUGUAAAUCAUCGACUGAAUCUGUCUCGUGCAGUGUUCGUCUUGGUUGUGCAAUUGCUGGUUUUAUUUGCCUGAUUGCUGGCUCAACUAUGUUAAUCAUACUUUCAGUUUAUAUUUUAAAACAGAAUUGUGGAAAUUCGUAUGCUUAUACAGAUUUAGAUUUUGUUGGAAAUGUUGCAAAGAUCAUUACCAUUUAUGAUGCAUGUUGUUAUGGAAUGGUUAUUUUAUUUAUCUUGACUUUUUUGGGGAUGGUUAUUGGUGGAGCUGUUGGAAAUAUUAACCUUUUGAUUGCACUUGGUAUGGCCUUAUUGAUUCCAAUGGCAUUUAUUUUCUUGUAUGUUGUGUGCAGAACAUUGAGAAGAGCUUUAUUACUUGAAAAGGAAUAA
Molecule: messenger RNA, 612 nt
Organism: Naegleria gruberi
Lineage: Eukaryota; Heterolobosea; Eutetramitea; Acrasida; Naegleriidae
Exons: 1
Coding region: 1-612 (203 amino acids)
Source: RefSeq, a predicted model, not a curated record